Molecule: messenger RNA, 240 nt
Organism: Dentiscutata erythropus
Lineage: Eukaryota; Fungi; Glomeromycota; Glomeromycetes; Diversisporales; Gigasporaceae
Source: the annotation of a GenBank genome assembly
GAAUUUGUUGAAUUAUCUAACCUGUCAAAGAAAACAAUUCAAGCAAAGGAAUUUGUUGAAUCAUCUAACCCGGUCAAAGAAACCUAUAAGCAUAAGGAUUUAUUGAAUCAUCUAACUCGGUCAAAGAAAACAAUUUAUAAGCAUAGGGAUUUAUUGAAUCAUCUAACCCGGUCAAAGAAACCAAUUCAAGCAAAGAAAUUUAUUGAAUUAUCUAACCCAUUUAAAGAAACCAAUUUGUAA